GAACUCGCAAAGUGAACCUCACGUCCUGGCAUCAUGACAAAGGCCAGGCAAACCUAUCAGAUAUGACAUUCAGUGAUGGAAAACUAAUUGUUAAUCAAGAUGGUUUUUACUACCUUUAUGCCAACAUUUGUUUUAGACAUCACGAAACCUCAGGAAACCUGACUAAAAGAGGGCUUCAGCUGAUGGUGUAUAUGAUUAAGACAAACCCUAAAAUAAGGCGCUCUGAUGUGUUGAUGAAGGGAGGAAGCACGAAAUACUGGUCAGGGAAUUCAGAAUUCCAUUUUUACUCUGUAAAUGUAGGUGGGUUUUUUAAAUUAAAAUCUGGUGAAAUGAUAAGUGUCCAAGUAUCGAACCCGUUGCUACUGGAUUCAUCACAAGAGGCGACUUAUUUUGGGGCAUUUAAAGUUAGGGAUUUAGACUGA
Messenger RNA from Apaloderma vittatum (bar-tailed trogon), 422 nucleotides. RefSeq names its product tumor necrosis factor (ligand) superfamily, member 11 (gene TNFSF11). The annotation marks the transcript as partial. Gene Ontology annotation, biological process: immune response. Gene Ontology annotation, cellular component: membrane. The record is from RefSeq and is a predicted model, not a curated record. The transcript has a single exon. Lineage: Eukaryota; Metazoa; Chordata; Aves; Trogoniformes; Trogonidae. Gene Ontology annotation, molecular function: tumor necrosis factor receptor binding.